This is a messenger RNA of Cucurbita maxima (winter squash), 2068 nucleotides long. RefSeq lists its product as uncharacterized. Bases 414 to 1535 code for a protein of 373 amino acids. Gene Ontology annotation, biological process: regulation of DNA-templated transcription. Gene Ontology annotation, molecular function: DNA-binding transcription factor activity. NCBI's taxonomy places the organism in Eukaryota, Viridiplantae, Streptophyta, Magnoliopsida, Cucurbitales, Cucurbitaceae. The record is from RefSeq and is a predicted model, not a curated record. The transcript is spliced from 5 exons.
UCCCUCUCUCUCUCUCUCUCUCUUCUGUUUUUCUUCUGUUUCUACAUGACAGGAAUUAUUUCCCAUUUUCCCGCUUGCAUUUUAUUGAAUUUGUUCUGAUUUUUUUUCGCCUUUUAUUCGCCUCCUUUCUCGUCCUCCCUUCCAAUCUUGAUUCUUUUUUCUUUGUUUGUCUUCUUCAUUUUUCUCAUCGCUGGAAUUGUUUUUCAAUUCGUUUUAAUUUUUAAUGCAUCAUUCUGGUUUUAUUAUGGUUGCUGAGAAAAUGUGGUUGGGAAUUCAACUGGGAGGAUUUUACAUCUUUCUCUCCAGAAUCAUCAGAUGUUACUAUUUAGAUGAGAAGAUAAUGAUCGGUAUUAAUCUUCUCUGCCUAGUUCUUACUUAACUAAUGGGAAAAGGAAUUUCUCGAAUUUCAUACCAUGGCAACUUCAAAAGGGUCAUCCAACGUCAGAAAUUUUAUGAGUUCUGGAAAACAUGCACUACUCCCUCCUAAAAGUCCUUUCCCUAGUGUUUCUCCAUCAUAUACUGAAUAUGUUCCUAAUACUGCAAUUGGAGCAAAAGCUGUUCAGAGACCAAGAGAUGAUAACAGCUACCAUCAAAGAACUUCUUCCGAAAGCUUUCUAAUAGAGGAGCAGCCUUCUUGGCUUGAAGAUCUUCUUAAUGAGCCGGAGACCCCUGUUCGCAGAGUUGGUCAUCGACGUUCAUCAAGUGACUCCUUUGCAUAUACAGAUUCUGCUAAUGCUAAUUUUGAUAGUAUCGUGCAAGAAGACUUCAAAUAUACAAAUUCUAUUCCUGGACACUCUUGGUUAUCUCAAGAAUUUGAUCGUCAGAGAGAUGCAAGGCAUGCUUCAUUUUAUACUGAAGCGAAUGUGACAAAGCAGAAGAAUAGGGUGUGGGAAUCAUCUUUGUCUGCCAUGAAUAAUCCCAUGGCUCUUCGUUCUCCCAGGGAGAACAUUGUUGUUCAUACCUCGGGACCAUUGAUCCCUCCGCAGGAGGCAGAUGGUUUGCUUUCUACAGCAAGUGAAAAACAGGAUCCAACUGAGUCUGGUCCACACGAUCCAAAAGUCUCUUCUGAAAGGAAAGACGUGUCUCAUGGAAAAUCAUCCGGGUCGGAUACAGAAAAUAAACGUGCCAAACAGCAAUUUGCUCAGCGUUCAAGGGUUCGGAAACUUCAAUAUAUAGCUGAGCUUGAAAGGAAAGUACAAGCUUUGCAGGCAGAGGGCUCUGACGUCUCAGCUGAGCUUGAAUUUCUCAACCAGCAAAAUAUUAUUCUUAGCAUGGAGAACAAAGCCCUCAAGCAGCGGUUAGAGAGUUUAGCUCAAGAGCAGCUAAUUAAAUACUUGGAGCAGGAAGUACUGGAGAGGGAGAUUGGAAGGUUAAGAGCUGUGCAUCAGCAGCAACAACCGCAACAACUACGACCUUCUUCUAGUCAUCGGCGUACUUCAAGCAAAGACCUUGACAGUCAAUUUGUGAAUCUUUCUUUGAAGCAAAAGGAUUCUGGUUCAAGUUGUGACCCAGUAACAGGUCCAGUACGCAGUUAGGUUUCAUGUUUGACUUCACGUGUUGUGCCUGGGGACGUUCGCCAAAUUGGUGAACGAAAAUGAUUGUCACUUCAUGCAAGACAAGCUGAUCGCUUCCAGUAUUGGUACCUCUCUGUUUCUCUCAGGUCUCCUUUUAAUUCUCUGCCGCUGUUUCUGCCUUUUCCUGGAGUUAACAUCUUCAUAUGCAUGCACCUGGUGGUCAUUGCCGUUGUCUUGUUUGUUCAACAUGAGGUGUGUGGCCUACCGGAGGUGGUAUCUGUCUGUACUGUAUGUCUAAUCAAUUAUAAUUUACACCACUUGUAAGCACCAUUUUUUAACUUUCAUCCAAAAAAGUUCCGCUCCCACAGUGUGAACAUCUUCUGUGCUGUUUGGACAUUCAGUACCUGUAAUGCAUCACGGUGAGAAAUAAUUACAUGAUUCCAUUGAAAUCUCUGAUUUACGGAUGGAAUGCUUGCCUAAUCUCUCUCCCUCCAUGUACUUCAGACUUGUUUUAACCAUUUUUAUGGCUGAGAUGAUCGAAAUAUUUUGAUGUU